AUGUAUGCAGGCUGGAACCUGUUGCUCGUCGUAGCUGUUCUUUGUGGACAAAGUGUUGGCUUCUUUUGGCGCUUCAACAGCUUCACUGGCGUAGUAUCAACAAAUACCCCUGAAUUAGAGGAACCUCUCGACACCAACAAACGCGUUGCUAUCAUUGGUGCUGGGGCUUCUGGGUCAUCUACGGCAUAUUACUUGCAACAAUUCGCUGAACUGUCGGGUAUUUCAAUCAACGUCACUGUUUUCGAAAGGUCAAGUUACGUUGGGGGCCGCUCAACGACCGUCAACGCCUAUGGCAACCCCCUAGAGCGCGUUGAACUUGGUGCGAGUAUCUUCGUCGAUAUCAAUACUAUCCUCAAGAACUCAAGUACCAAGUUCGGCUUGAGAACUAAGGAUUCCGAAACUGAAUACGAUGAGAUUUUGAGUAUCUGGGAUGGCGAGAAGUUUGUUUUUACACAGAAAGAUAGCGGAUGGCAAUAUUGGGACAUUGCAAAAAUGCUCUGGAAAUAUGGCCUCGCACCUCUUCGAACGCAGCGCCUGAUGAAGAGUACUGUUAGUAAAUUUCGAAAGCUGUAUGAAGCGCCUGCGUUCCCAUUUAAAUCCCUGUCCGACAGGGCAUUGGAUUUGGACCUCACUUCUGUGACUUCCUUGACGGGGGAGCAGUAUCUCAAGGACAACAACGUUGGAGCUCCAUUUUCCACAGACAUUAUCCAAGCCAGUACACGAGUCAACUAUGGCCAGAACCUCAAUACCAUCCAUGGACUUGAAGCUAUGGUCUGUAUGGCUAUUGAUGGUGCUAUGCAAAUAGAUGGUGGCAACUGGCAAAUCUUCGACGGCAUGUUGAAAGCCUCCAACGCCACAGUUCACCUGAACAGCACCGUCAGUUCCAUUUCAAACCACAAAGGCAGAUACAGCGUCAAAAGCACUUCCGACGAUGCGAUUACUGGAGAAUCAUAUACUAAAGAAUCUGUUUUCGAUACCAUUGUUCUUGCGGCGCCUCUCCAAUACUCCGGAAUUGAUAUUGAAAAAGGACUCCUUCAACACACACCCGACGAAAUUCCAUAUGUUACACUUCAUGUCACACUCUUUACUUCCUCCCGCAGACUAGACCGUGGUUUCUUCAACCUCGCACCAGAUGCAGACAUCCCAACUUCAAUCCUCACCACCCUCCAACCCGGCCAAGCCCCCUCGAACUACACAGAAGGCUGCGGCAAACCCGGCUUCUUUAGCAUCAGCACCCUACGCACAGUCAUCAACCCCGAGACAUUAGAGAGAGAAAACCUCUACAAAAUAUUCUCCCCCAACGCCUUAACCUCCGAAUUCCUAGGCGAUAUCCUAGGAAUCCCCAUCCCCGCAGACCUCAGCAGCAUAUCCCCCAGCAGUGGCGACGCGAUAACCUGGUACUACCCACACAUCUGGCACUCCUACCCCUACGAACUGCCGCGCGUCACCUUCGAGGACUCAGCACUGGCCCGCAACUUCUACUACACGAGUGGAAUGGAGAGCUUCAUUUCUACCAUGGAGACCAUGGCACUUAUGGGCAUGAAUGUUGCGCAGUUGGUUGUGGAUGACUUUAAAGAGAUUAUGGCAGACGAGGAGCUGGAGCAGGUAGAAGGAGUACAGAAGAUUAUGGUGGAGGAGAUUGUUCCUGAUGAGCUGUGA
This is a messenger RNA of Lachnellula hyalina, 1659 nucleotides long. RefSeq names its product Farnesylcysteine lyase (gene FLCY). The transcript has 4 exons. NCBI's taxonomy places the organism in Eukaryota, Fungi, Ascomycota, Leotiomycetes, Helotiales, Lachnaceae. Bases 1 to 1659 code for a protein of 552 amino acids. Gene Ontology annotation, molecular function: prenylcysteine oxidase activity. The record is from RefSeq and is a predicted model, not a curated record. Gene Ontology annotation, biological process: prenylcysteine catabolic process; prenylated protein catabolic process.